Molecule: messenger RNA, 559 nt
Organism: Racocetra persica
Lineage: Eukaryota; Fungi; Glomeromycota; Glomeromycetes; Diversisporales; Gigasporaceae
Source: the annotation of a GenBank genome assembly
AACGUUCAAUAUACAUCCCAUAUAGAACAACAAAACGCACAUUCUAGUGGAAUUUGGUCAGCUAGGUGGUCUCCGCAUGGUAACGUAGUUGUUACAGGAUCAUUAGACAAAACUAUAAAAGUUUGGGAUGCAGAAACUGGAGACUUUUACCGUACCAUUCAGGGACAUAAUCUAGGAAUCAUAUCACUAGACAUUGAUCCUCUAGGAGAAAUGAUUGUGUCCGUAUCAUUAGAUAAUACAAUUAGAAGGUGGUCAGUAAAUGAUGGAAUUCAUCUUGAAACGAUACAAGUCAAACCUGGUGAUGCGUGGAGUUGUCAAUUCUCUCCAUCAUCACCUGAGGUACGUUAUUUUGCUACCAGCUCUCAAAAGGGAAAGGUAGAUCUUUGGGACAUUACGACAACGCCUUCGAGUAUAGUCCAAUCUUAUUCAUCUGGAGAAGGGAAAUUUGCAUUUUGUACGCGUUUUAGCCCUAAUGGUAAAUUACUUGCAUUUAGCACCGAAAAUGACUGUAUUCAUUUGUUUGAUAUAGAAAGUGGAAAGAACAUUCACAAAUUUAAAG